This is a messenger RNA of Penicillium cinerascens, 852 nucleotides long. Its product is annotated as oxidase ustYa family protein. Lineage: Eukaryota; Fungi; Ascomycota; Eurotiomycetes; Eurotiales; Aspergillaceae. The transcript has 5 exons. Bases 1 to 852 code for a protein of 283 amino acids. Gene Ontology annotation, biological process: mycotoxin biosynthetic process. The record is from RefSeq and is a predicted model, not a curated record.
AUGGACAUGUUCAGAGAUAAGUCUCCCGAUCUAGAAGAUGGGGACUAUGAGACUUGCGAAGGCCUUCUGGCCGAAGAGCAGGGUCAGGAUUGGACUCCCGAAGAAGAAAUAGAUACUUACGGCGAUUGGGCAACUGUUCUCCUUCAAUUGACUACCCUCGGUGUCUUUUUUCUACUUGGAAUACUGUUUGGGUUUAUGUGGCAAGGUGAUCUGGACAGCCAGUGCAGUGAAUAUGUCUCUCAAUACUCACCGGUGAUGAGUGGGGUGGGAGUCACAUACCACCUCCAGAAAUUUAACAACCCCCUCUUGAAGGAGACUGUCUAUAGACAAGAGGCGAGUCCUGAGGUAGAUGCGGCCUGGGACGCUCUGGGAGUUAACUAUCGAAGAAUACGAGUACCUCCCGAAGAAGCAGCCCGAUCCGAUCUCGCACCCGACCAGGUCAAAAUAAACCAGAAAUACGGCGGCGGAUUUCCUGCCAACGUUGAGGGUCUUCAGCAUCUUCAGUGCUUGAACCUCCUUCGUCAAUCCCUCUACUUCAACUACGACUAUUACCACUCCAAUGGGGAAGGCGCUUUCGCAAACAACGAUUUUAUCGCUCGGCAUCAGAUUGCCCAAUGCGUCGAUGUUCUUCGCCAACAACUCAUGUGCACGGUAGACACCGGCGUGGUAGGCCAAGUCUGGAUCUACCCUGAAAACCCAGAACCAUUCGUCGACUUCAACACCCGCCAACGAUGCAAGAACUUUGACGCGAUCCGUGAAUGGGCAGAGAAAAACCAGCUGCCGGAGAACCCACCUGCAGAUUUCCUCCAACCUCCUGCGCCGGGGGACCAUAUCUACAAAGCAAUGCCAUGA